Messenger RNA from Hyla sarda, 5576 nucleotides. It is a transcript of the gene PCDH8, whose product is annotated as protocadherin 8. Gene Ontology annotation, biological process: homophilic cell-cell adhesion. NCBI's taxonomy places the organism in Eukaryota, Metazoa, Chordata, Amphibia, Anura, Hylidae. Gene Ontology annotation, cellular component: plasma membrane. The transcript is spliced from 3 exons. The coding region runs from base 161 to 3196 and encodes 1011 amino acids. The record is from RefSeq and is a predicted model, not a curated record. Gene Ontology annotation, molecular function: calcium ion binding.
CCAGCUCAGAACCACAGCCUCCUAUCACAGCAGACCUGCCAGUGACACUUUGCAGACCACAUUAUUGCUGGCAUUGCUGUCCUCCAUGCAGUCUUCUUAGACAUCACAUUUUGCAUCUCUUCUUUUCCACCUGCUGCUAUAGCACUAUUGACUUUACAAAAUGACUUUUCUAAAAAGGGGAUGCUGCUGCAGGAUUUUUUACUAUUGCCUUCUGUGCUUUUUUACCCUGGUACCUAUUGCUACCUGCAAGACUAUACGAUAUAGGACUUAUGAAGAAGACGAUCCUGGGACAGUCAUAGGGACCUUAGCAGAAGAUAUGCACCUGAACCUACCUGGGGAGGGAAGUUUCCGUCUGAUGAAACAGUUUAACAGCUCUCUGAUCCGUGUCAGGGAGAGUGAUGGCCAGCUUAGCAUUGGGGAGAGGAUAGAUCGGGAGCAGAUCUGCAAGCAGUCCAUGACGUGUAACCUUGCCCUGGACGUGGUCAGCUUUUCUAAGGAGCAGUUCAAACUGAUCCAUGUGGAGGUGGAGGUGAAGGACAUCAAUGACAACAGCCCCCACUUCCCCAGCCCGGAGAUACCUGUGGAGGUGUCAGAGAGUGCUUCUGUAGGCACCAGGAUCCCCCUGGAGAUAGCAGUGGACGAGGAUGUAGGCUCCAAUUCUAUUCAGAGCUUCCAAAUCUCAGUCAACAGUCAUUUCAGCCUCGAUGUACAGACCAGGGUAGAUGGGGUUAAAUAUGCAGACCUGGUGCUGAUGAAAGAGCUGGAUAGGGAAAGUCAGUCUGCCUACACCUUGGAACUAGUGGCUAUGGAUGGAGGGAGCCCGUCCCGAUCUGGCAGUGCAAUGGUUAAUGUGCGUGUGUUGGACUUUAACGAUAACAACCCGAUCUUCGAGAGGAGUACCGUGACGGUGGAGUUGAUGGAGGAUGCCCCGGUAGGUUACCUGCUCCUGGACCUUAAUGCUGUGGACCCCGAUGAAGGAGUUAAUGGAGAAAUAGUAUAUGGCUUCAGCCCCCAGGUAUCUCAGGAGGUGCGCCAGCUCUUUAAGAUUGACCCCAAAUCUGGUCGCCUGACUCUUGAAGGUCAGGUUGACUUUGAGACCAAGCAGACCUAUGAGUUUGAUGUCCAAGCUCAGGACUUGGGUCCGAACCCAUUGACUGCUACCUGCAAGAUCAUAGUGCACGUCCUAGAUGUGAAUGACAAUGCUCCGGCCAUCAGCAUCACCCCAUUGACUUCUAUCAGCGCCGGGGUGGCGUACAUCACUGAGGCGGCCGCUAAGGACAGCUUUGUAGCGCUCAUCAGCACCACGGACAGGGACUCCGGUCAGAACGGACAGGUGCACUGCACCCUCUAUGGACAUGAGCACUUCAAGCUGCAGCAGGCGUAUGAGGAUAGCUUCAUGAUAGUCACCACCUCUCCUCUAGACAGGGAGAAGAUAGCCGAGUACAACCUGACGGUCAUGGCCGAGGACCUGGGCUCCCCACCCUUUAAGACCAUCAAGCAAUACACCAUCAGGGUGAGCGAUGAGAAUGACAAUGCCCCGGUGUUUGCCAAACCGGUUUACGAAGUGUCGGUCCUGGAGAAUAAUGCCCCGGGGGCUUAUAUAACUACAGUAGUGGCCAGGGACCCCGAUCUUGGUCACAAUGGCAAAGUCAUUUACAGACUGGCAGAAUCUGAAGUGAACGGGGCCCCGAUCUCCACUUAUGUGUCCUUGGACCCCGCAACCGGAGCCAUCUACGCGCUGAGGACCUUCAACUAUGAGAUCCUGAAGCAGCUGGACCUGAGGAUCCAGGCCAGUGAUGGGGGAGCCCCCCAGCUCACAAGUAGCUCCAUCAUCAAGGUCAAGAUCGUAGAUCAGAAUGACAAUGCCCCUGUUAUUGUUAACCCUGUGCUGUCCAAUGGCUCUGCAGAAGUGGUGAUACCAGCCAGAGCUCCCCAUGGCUUCCUGGUCACACAGAUCAAAGCCAAGGAUGCAGACGAGGGGGUUAAUGCUGACAUGUCCUUCAGCCUCUCAGAAGAGGGUCGCAGCCUGUUCACCAUCAACAAGGUGACCGGUGAGGUGUUCCUUACUGCAGAUGUCAGCGAUGACCUGGGGCAGGUGUUCAGGACAGUGGUCACAGUCACAGACCAUGGAAGACCCCCUCUGUCCACUACAGCCACUGUAAGCUUCCUGGUCACCACCGCCACCCCUCCGGCCAACCAUGAAGUCAUGCAGCCGAGUUCUUGGGAGGAGAAAGUUUCCCACUGGGACGUUCCUCUGAUCGUGAUCAUUGUCCUGGCCGGCAGCUGCACACUGCUCCUAGCGGCCAUCAUCACCAUUGCAACCACCUGCAACAAGCGGAGGAAAGAGAAUAAAGCCGGCAAGACUGAGAGAGACAUCUCGGAGCUGGAGAAGGGGGAGCAGGACGACGAGGAGCUCAUAGACAGCCAGAAGGGAAACCUGUUCGAUGCCAGACCCUUCCCCAAUGCCACCCCAUUUACCGGGACUGAGGCGCCGCCAGUGGUCACCCCGGAGGUGCCCAGUACGGACGAGAACUUCAGCACCUGCCUGUACGACACCCAGAAGAGGCUGCGGACCGCCGCCACCGAGAACUACACCCCGGCCCCCGGCUACGGCAAGGAAGCGGGACCCACGGUCACUGUGUGGAAGGGGCACUCCUUCAACACCAUCUCCAUCCGGGAAGCCGAGAAAUUCAGCGGCAAGGACAGCGGCAAAGGGGACAGCGACUUCAAUGACAGCGACUCCGACAUCAGCGGGGACGCCCUGAAGAAGGACCUCAUCAACCACAUGCAGACCGGGCUGUGGGCUUGUACUACAGAGUGCAAGAUCUUAGGUCAUUCUGACCGAUGCUGGAGUCCGUCAUGUGGAAGGCCACCAAAUGUCCAUCCCGCAGCCUUGCACACAGGCCAGCUCUCCGUCUCCAGCUUUGGCAAGAGCACCUCUCUCCCUCGAGACCCUCUGCAUAGAGAUAACUAUUACCAAUCAUCAGCUCAAGCACACAAAACAAGUGGACUCCAAUGUGUGUAUGAGAAGAUGCCACCCAAAGACUAUGAUAGCAGGACAAUUACCUUAAUUUCACCUCCGCGGUCUGGCAGGCUCCCUGAUCUGCAGGAGAUCAGCAUGCCUCUUUAUAAGUCUCCUGGCACGAGUAGAUAUGUGCCACCCCAAGACACCACCUGUGAACAGGAUGAACUUUAGUCUAACACAGAGGGACCUGUACAGCCUGUCAUAGACAGUCACAAUCUGUGUAAAUGGGUCUGCAGAACUCUAAGAGUUUUAAGUUAUUGACCAUAGUUAAAUAUUAAGGAUUCUUUAUUUAGGUACAAGAAGUCUUAAUGCACUUCAUUUGCCAUAGUUCAAGUGAUUUCUAUGGGUUAUUUAUUACAAAGUCUUCCAAUUAUAAAACUAGCGAGAAAUUAUUAUUAAAUGUUUAUGUAAUGAAUUUUAAAAAGACAAUGCAAGACCAGACAAAAUCAGAUGACGCGUUGUUAUAAGUUAUUGUAUACCGAAACACCUUGGCCUCCACUGUGAAAACCAAUGCAAAAAAAAAAAAGAUGGCGCUACGCAAAACAACCAAUCAGGUUUCAGCAUCUAUUGACUGGUUGGUGUUGGCAACAUCUGAAUUAUUUUUGCAUUAGAUUUUUAGAAAUGAGGUCAACGUUUUGUAAAUAUACCUCAAAUGAACUAUCUCUUCUUGAUGUGGUUACUUACACUGCCCCUACUCUGUUUUUUUCUGUUUGUUUGUUUUUUAAUUGGGAUGUUUCUAAGGGUGGGUUCGCACCACGAUUUUUCUAUACAGUUUUUGCAUACGUUUAAAAAAACAAACAAAAAAAAAAACGUAUGCCACCAUACAGCAAACCGUGGCCAUAGACUUUCCAUUCAAAACCGGAUGCACCAUAUUGUAUACGGUUGUCUCCGUUUUUCAAACCACACUUUUUUUUACUCUUUUCUGGACAGAAAACCGUGGCCUACCACAGGUGAAAAACCGUAUUGACCCGUAUAAGUUUUUUUUUUUUUUAACAUGGGAGUCAAUGAGAACCGUGCAGAAUUGUAUGUGCGUACGGUUCCAUCCAGUUUUCACCAUACAGUUUUUGACUUUCCACAUUUUUUUUCUUGGAAUUUCAAUCAAACAAGUGAAACUUUAUUCAUAAUGGAGUGAAAAGUUCAAAGCAUACGUUUUUUUUUUUCUUAAAAAACGGAUGCAACCGGACAUCAUUUUUCAAACCGUAUACGGAUAAAAAUUUGUACACACGUUUUGAUACAGUUUAGUUAGGUUUUGAGGAAUCCGUUUUUUUAUCAAAAACCUGAUACAGGAAUUGUAUAGCAAAAUCGUGGUGUGAACCUACCCUUAAACAUGUUGCAAGUUGCAAAAACUUUUACAGAACUAGUGUAAAAUGAAUAAAUAGAAUCUACUCCUAUUUCUUUGCUGCUCCCUUAAACUAUGCUGCACUAGUUUACCUUUUAAGGUAAAUACAACCACGAUUACUCACUGUAAAAAUGCACAUCCACCCCAGUUCCAUUACCUCCGAGACUUAGAAGUACUCAGUCACUGCAUUCCCAGUCUCUAGUAAUAAACAUUGACUAUACUUCUCACUACAGAUGGAAUUUAUUCUCUUGCAUUAAAUAAAAAAUAAAUAAAUGAAUUAUUUCCUAUUUCACAAGCCAUUGCACUUUUCUAAAUCUAGUGCAAGACCAUUUGCCUAUUUGGCAGCAAUCGAAAUCGGCAUCUUCAUCUUUGUAUAAAAAGAUCUAUACUCUUCACUUACUAAUACAAUCAGAUAUAUUAGUGUUAUGUCCGUUACAUUCUACAUGUUGUGACAAUACAAAAUUCCCAUAGCAUUAUGUAAGUGUACUUGUACCUGGAUAAACAGUGGCCAAUGUGUGUGUAUAUUUGUUAUAUACAUGCACACAUAUACUCAUUUUAACAAUGGGAGGAAUCUAUCAAAGUCUUACUCUGGAGGCGUAGAAUAAUUCAAACAAAUGAAACAUUUUCAAAUGCAUAAUAUUUUUUUAUUUAUUCAAUGGAAUUAUUUGUGCCGGCCAAGAGUAACUUUUGCAUAAGGGCAAAAUGUUGAUAAUUUCCCCCCAAUGUGCCUUAAAUCAAAGAAAUGGUGGGAUUACAUUCCUGUCAGGUCAAUAUUAUUUGAUAUUAGUAAACAAAUAUUGUUUGACGUUUGUGUAAUUUUUAUGAACUGUGCAGUAUUUCAUUUUUUUACUGUGUUUUUGCUCUGAUCUCACACAUGGCUUGCCAUUUGGUAGUGAAAAUUACAUGACUACUGUGUACUUGUAAUAAGUUUGUAAAUAGUUGGGAAAUUUUGUUCUAUUUUUAUAUAAAAAAAAAAAAAAAGUUUUCAAAAUUAUUGCCAAAGGAACUAUGUGUAUAAAUACAAUUCUAAACCUGUCACUUGAAAUGUAUAUGUUGCAAUGUACAUUUUUACGAUCCUUGAAAAUACUUGACCUGAAAAGUGUGAGUUGUAGAAUAUGCACCAGUGGACCAUAUACAGUGUUACUCCGUUUUUAUUUUAGCAAUUGAUGUCACCAUCAAACACAAUAAAGUAUUUGUGAAUUCUGUCAAGAA